AUGUCAGUAAUAGGUGAAUUGAAAGAAAAUGUAGAAAAUGAGAAAGAUGAGAGUAAUCGUUGGAUCAAUUGUGAAGGAUACGAUACUUAUUAUGAGCCACAUAGCGAACUUAUGUUUAUGUUAGAAACCAUGAUAUUCUAUAAAAAACGGUACUUUAAAGAAUAUUUUUCGGAAGAGGAAGAAGACAUUAAAUUAUCGCAUUCUUUGGUUGAUAAUAAUAAAGGCGAUGAGGAAUGGAUUCCAUAUUUUACCAAUGAUAUCGUAAGACCAGAAAUAAUGCUUAAAAGAGAUGAUAUGAAAAUAUUUGAUAAAAAUUGUCAGAUCAUAGGGAAUAAUAAUCGAAAAGCAUUGGAACAAAGUGAUAUUACAAAUAAAAGAAAUUUACGUACCAAGAACACAAAAAAUGGAAAGAAUGAGUCAUUGGUGUUACGUGAAGUUGAUGAUAGUAGUUGGAAUUCUGGGAAUUAUGGAAAUUAUGAGAAUUAUGGAAAUUCAGAAAAUUCCGAAGGAAUUAAUAUUAAAUAUAAUAAUAAUGAAAAUGCAAAGAACAUUCAAAACGACAUUAAUAAUAAAAAUUCAAAGGAAAAUCAUAUGAAGGUAGUACGACAAGUUAAUAACACGAAGCAGAUAUUAGACAAUCAUUAA
Molecule: messenger RNA, 645 nt
Organism: Diversispora eburnea
Lineage: Eukaryota; Fungi; Glomeromycota; Glomeromycetes; Diversisporales; Diversisporaceae
Source: the annotation of a GenBank genome assembly